UAGUAGUGCUUUCUGUUUGAAUACUUUCCUUACUCUAGUCCCCGAACCCAAAGCACUUCUCCAAACUGUCUGAGGGAGUAGAGGGGAAGUGGUUGUUCAAAAUUGCCAAAACUUUCCUCUCUCAUAACUGACAUUUGGCAGCAUGGCAGGCGGAUCUGUGUCGGAGUGUAAGGAGUACUUGUUUAAAGUUUUGGUGAUCGGGGAACUUGGUGUGGGUAAGACGAGCAUCAUCAAACGAUACGUGCAUCAACUCUUCUCGCAACACUACAGAGCGACCAUAGGCGUGGAUUUUGCACUUAAAGUCCUCCACUGGGACAGCAAAACACUAGUGCGGCUACAGCUAUGGGACAUCGCAGGUCAAGAGCGGUUUGGGAACAUGACCAGAGUUUAUUAUAAGGAGGCGGUGGGUGCGUUUGUUGUUUUUGACAUUACCCGAGGCUCUACAUUCGAGGCUGUUUCAAAAUGGAAGCAUGAUUUGGACAGCAAGGUGAAACUGGCCAAUGGCAAUCCCAUCCCGUCUGUCCUUCUGGCCAAUAAAUGUGACCAGAAGAAAGAUGGAUCCAGCAAUUCCUCACUUAUGGACAACUUCUGCAAGGAGGCUGGGUUUUUGGGUUGGUUUGAAACAUCAGCUAAGGACAACAUCAACGUUGAUGAGGCUGCCCGGUUCUUGGUGGAGAACAUCCUUCUCAAUGAUAAAGGUAUUUCCUAUGAAGAAAACAAUGGUGACAAGAUUAAACUGGACCAACAAACAGUGCCUGCUGAGAGCAAGCCAGGUUGCUGCUAGUGUGGAUGCUCUUGUGUGUCGCAUUAUCUGCUGUGGAUAGGAGCCAGGAGGCUCAACAAAUUCCCCAUACCCCAUCCCAUCUCAUCCCUGCCACGGAUCACAAUCACAACCAGGGGCCAACAGAUGUUAGUUUGAGCUCUAAAAGGGGAGAAGACAUCACCAAAAGGACAGAUGAUCUGAUCAGAUAAAACAUCUUUCUGGUGUUUUUAAUGACCAGUUUUUCUCUCUUGCUCUGUGCCUUGUUUGUCCUUUGUAUAGUGUCAAGCAAGUUACUUCAAUGUGUGCAUGUUGUAAUAUUGCUUAAAAUGAAUGAAACUAAAUGGGUGUCAUAGGACCAGGCAAGUACCAGUAAAAGUUCUUUGCCAAAAUU
Rhinichthys klamathensis goyatoka is the source of this 1154-nucleotide messenger RNA. It is a transcript of the gene rab32a, whose product is annotated as RAB32a, member RAS oncogene family. The coding region runs from base 143 to 784 and encodes 213 amino acids. NCBI's taxonomy places the organism in Eukaryota, Metazoa, Chordata, Actinopteri, Cypriniformes, Leuciscidae. Gene Ontology annotation, molecular function: GTP binding; GTPase activity. The record is from RefSeq and is a predicted model, not a curated record. Gene Ontology annotation, cellular component: Golgi apparatus; trans-Golgi network; vesicle. Gene Ontology annotation, biological process: vesicle-mediated transport. The transcript has 3 exons.